This is a messenger RNA of Oryctolagus cuniculus (rabbit), 1623 nucleotides long. It is a transcript of the gene CRLF1, whose product is annotated as cytokine receptor like factor 1. Gene Ontology annotation, cellular component: external side of plasma membrane; signaling receptor complex; CRLF-CLCF1 complex. Gene Ontology annotation, biological process: positive regulation of tyrosine phosphorylation of STAT protein; cytokine-mediated signaling pathway. Gene Ontology annotation, molecular function: cytokine binding; cytokine receptor activity. The record is from RefSeq and is a predicted model, not a curated record. Lineage: Eukaryota; Metazoa; Chordata; Mammalia; Lagomorpha; Leporidae.
GACUUGCUCCGGCCUCCGCGUCCGCGCCCAGCGACGUGCGGGCGCCCCGGCCCGCGCCCUCCCGCGCCCCGCGCCCCGCGUUGCCGCCAGAGCCGCCGCCCGCUGCGCGCCCCAGGCAGCGCCGGCCCCAUGCCCGCCGGCCGCCCGGGCCCCGCCGCCCAAUCCGCGCGGCGGCCACCGCCGCCGCCGCUGCCCCUGCUGCUUCUUUGCGUCCUCGGGGCGCCGCGAGCCGGAUCAGGAGCCCACACAGCUGUGAUCAGCCCCCAGGACCCCACACUUCUCAUCGGCUCCUCCCUGCAGGCCACGUGCUCCGUGCACGGGGACCCACCGGGGGCCACCGCCGAGGGCCUCUACUGGACCCUCAACGGGCGCCGCCUGCCGCCCGAGCUCACCCGCGUGCUCAACGCCUCCACGCUGGCCCUGGCCCUGGCCAACCUCAACGGGUCCAGGCAGCAGUCGGGGGACAACCUCGUGUGCCACGCUCGCGACGGCAGCAUCCUGGCCGGCUCCUGCCUCUAUGUUGGCUUGCCCCCAGAAAAACCUUUCAACAUCAGCUGCUGGUCCAAGAACAUGAAGGACCUGACCUGCCGCUGGACGCCCGGGGCCCACGGGGAAACUUUCCUGCACACCAACUACUCACUCAAGUACAAGCUGAGGUGGUACGGCCAGGACAACACGUGUGAGCAGUACCACACGGUAGGGCCUCACUCCUGCCACAUCCCCAAAGACCUGGCUCUCUUUACGCCCUACGAGAUCUGGGUGGAGGCCAGCAAUCGCCUGGGCUCCGCCCGCUCCGACGUGCUCACCUUGGACAUCCUGGACGUGGUGACCACGGAUCCGCCGGCCGACGUGCACGUGAGCCGCGUCGGGGGGCUGGAGGACCAGCUGAGCGUGCGCUGGGUCUCGCCGCCGGCGCUCAAAGAUUUCCUCUUCCAAGCCAAGUACCAGAUCCGCUACCGCGUGGAAGACAGCGUGGACUGGAAGGUGGUGGAUGACGUCAGCAACCAGACCUCGUGCCGCCUGGCGGGCCUGAAGCCCGGCACCGUGUACUUCGUGCAAGUCCGCUGCAACCCCUUCGGUAUCUACGGCUCCAAGAGAGCGGGGAUCUGGAGCGAGUGGAGCCACCCCACGGCCGCCUCCACGCCCCGCAGCGAGCGCCCGGGCCCGGGCGGCGGGGCGUGCGAGCCGCGGGGCGGCGAGCCGAGCUCGGGGCCGGUGCGGCGCGAGCUCAAGCAGUUCCUGGGCUGGCUCAAGAAGCACGCGUACUGCUCGAACCUCAGCUUCCGCCUCUACGACCAGUGGCGAGCCUGGAUGCAGAAGUCGCACAAGACCCGCAACCAGCACAGGACGAGGGGGUCCUGCCCUCGAGCAGACGGGGCGCGGCGAGAGGUCCUGCCACAUAAGCUGUAGGUGCAGGGGCCACCCAGCCCGGGGCCCCCCUGCACCCUCCUCCCUCGGCAGGAGCUCUGGCGGCCACGCCUGCCCAUGCGAGGCCACCCUUGGGUGCACCCCGGUGUGUGGGUGGCUUCGGCGGUCCUGAACCCAUGCAGCGGCUGGGGGUGAAGCUACUCAGGGCCCCUUUCGAGAGUCUGUUUAAAUAAAUGAGCUGUUUGGGUGCCCUGA